AUGUAUAUUACAAUUGAUAGGAAGUAUGUUUUUGUGUAAAAAAAAUCGUUAACAUGGCAUGUUGUAAGGGGAAAGGAUUAUGUGAAAAGUGUUGUAAGGGGAAAGGGCCAUGUGAGAAGUGAUUGCAAACCACUGCAGUUUGACUUUCAUUUGCUUUGUAAAGGUUAUGGAGAGCAGAUACAGUAAGAUUACGGGAAAGUUUUGUGAGCAUUACAAACAGAGCUGCAUGACCAGAUAUUGAUUCUGAAUGUGUGAAACAGGAUAUUAACAUUUUAUACUUUGGAUGUUUUAUUAUCAGUUCUGUGAUUGUAAUCCACAAGUGCCUUAUUAAAGCAUAGAACUUCAGUUUACAAAAAGGGAUCACUUCAAGAUGCGAACAAGGUUAAAGCAAUGAAAACUGCCAUAUCGCCAAGAGGCCGAGAUGGCCAUUCAGAUGCUUCAUCUCAAAGGAUGAAUCGACGCAGAGAAAGUUCUGAAAAAAAUUAUGAGGAAGUAGCAAUUAUUGGCAAUGGUGCUUAUGGGACAGUCUUUAAAGCAAGAGACCUCCGUAAUGAGGGACAGUUUGUGGCUAUGAAACGGAUACGAAUAUGCAAUACAGAGGAAGGAAUGCCAAUGACAGCGAUAAGGGAGAUAGCACUUUUGAAACAACUGGAGAAGUAUGAGCAUCCAAAUAUUGUCAAGUUGCUGGACGUGGGACACACUAAUGUAACAGACAAAGAGAUACGAGUGUAUCUUGUCUUUGAGUACAUUGAUCAAGAUCUUGCCGCCUACCUCCAGAAAUGUCCGUCCCCAGGCCUUGGCCCAGAUCGAAUUCGGGACCUGAUGCUACAGCUGGUUAAUGGUGUGGACUUCCUGCACAGCAACCGCAUCAUCCACCGUGACCUGAAGCCACAAAAUAUCCUCAUCUCAUGUCAGGGUCAACUAAAACUGGCAGAUUUUGGCCUAGCACGUAUUUACAGUUUUCAGAUGGCCUUGACAACAGUGGUUGUGACAUUGUGGUAUCGUGCGCCUGAAGUUCUUCUCCAAGCUAAAUAUGCCAUGUCUGUUGACCUUUGGAGUUGUGGCUGUAUUUUUGCUGAACUUUUCAACAGGAGAGUUCUGUUCAAGGGGAACUCCGAAUUUGAUCAGCUUAAAAAAAUAUUUGAGGUCCAGGGGCUCCCAGCCGAAUCGGACUGGCCAGAAGGUGUCUCUAUUCAGCGAAGUGCAUUUGGAUCUCAAGUGCCUCAGCCUCUUGAGGGUUUGAUCCCUGAAAUGGACCAGAUGGCUAGAGAUCUUAUGGAGAGGAUGCUUACUUUCUGCCCAGACCGCAGAAUUAGUGCUAGAGAUGCCUUAAAUCAUCGAUACUUCCGCGAUGAUCUUGACAGCAUUAGAACAUCAAGUUCCUUGUCAACAUCUGAAAAUGAUUCAUUUGACACAGAUGGGCGGUCCGACACACCAGUUAGCAAAUGAUGCUUUUUUGUGCCAUAAAAAUGUCACAUUUUAGACUACAUUUUCUCCCUUUGAACAAUUGACGCUAUGCUGAAUAUUGAACAGGGUUUAUGAUGUUUGUGUCAUGUGUGUGUCUGCAGGUGUACAUGUAUGGUGUGUCUACAUGCGCUCACAAGCGCUAACACUAUGAUAAUAGUGAAAUCAAUGCAACAGAAACUGAAUAUUUUGAUUCUUUCAUAAAACAGAAAUUGUACAAAGAAGUGUGAGAGAAGGGUAUACAUUUAAAUGUUCAUGGAAGGUCAUUGAAUGUCUGUAUAAUAUUUUAUGAGGGGGGUUUUAUUUUUAUUUUUUAAUAUUUUUAAUACUGAUAUUUUAAUAAAAAAUAUUUUUUUAGUUAAACAAAGUCAGGAAUAGCUGGUAAUUAAGAGAUUUUGCCAUAAAUGUUUUUCCCGACUUGAGAAUUUUUAAAAAAGGCCCAUGCAAACAGCAAGAUUUUGCUUAUAAGGGAAAUAACAUCAAAUAUUGUAAUGAAUCAUUAAAUUGUGUAUUUAAGACUUUCAGUUUCUCUCAUUUUUGUUUCCAAGAUGAUUAGGUUGUUUCAUCAUGGUCAAGAUUGAUUCCUUCCAAUUCAGACUAGGAAACAAUAAUAAAUAUGCUGUUUAGAUAUAAUACAAGUUUUUUGUAACAAUGUAACAUUCAAGACACAAAAGAGUACCUGAGUCUUAUUACACAUUUUCAAAGUAGUAAUGUAUCAUUUGCGUGUUUUUUUUUUUUUUUUUUUUUUGAAUUUUUAAACAUCAGACUUCAAGCUCAGUGCUGAGGUCUAGCUAUCUGAAGCAUAAAACUAGAAACAGAUCUCAAGUUACUGCUUGCAAGCGCACUUCAGGAGCUUUCACAAGGUUUGAGCCCUAUUUUGUAAAACCUGAUAUUGCAUCAUAAACAUGUUUGUUAAAGCAGAUUUGUUUAACAAUAUGUCAUAACUUGUUGAAAGUAACAGAUCAAGUAUCAGAAUAUCAAAUAGAAGUUGAAGACAUUAUUCACAGAGAUGGACACAUUUGUGAAAUAAGUGUUUUGGAAUGGCUGUAGAGAACUAGAGAGUAUCAUUAGUUUUAUGUAUUUUAGUUUACGUGUGUGUGUGUGCAUACACAUAUGAACAUAUUUAGCCCAAUUUUGUCAAAAAGGUGUGUUUAUAGGUCUACUUGCUAAUUUUAAUAGUAAAGAGAGUAAUGAAUUGUUUUCAAGUUAAGAAGGGUAAAAAAUGACAGAUUGAACUAUGUACAUCUAGGGAAAAUUGUAUCUUAAAAAACAUGUAUGCUGUGCUUUGGAGAACAUUUAUAUGCAUCAAGCAAUUUUGUCUUUUUAAUUCUUGAACAAAUUACACCCGAAGUGCUAUUAUUUAGAUCCUUUUAAUAUUGUCAUCUGCGUAAGUGCAGUUAAAAGUGUUGGUUCAAUUUUCAAAAAAUUAAAUGAAAGCGAAAAAAAAAUUCCUACCUGUCAGUACACUGCCAAGGUUUUAUUUAAAAUAUAAAACAUAUUGUAACAGUGAUUCAUAAUUCUGUCAGUGGCAAAUCAUUAUUUAUGUAUAAUUAAUGGCACUUAAAAGCCAGUUAUUUUCCUUGAUGUCUCAUUUCUGGAAGUUGCAUUAGAGAAAAAGAAAAUUGGGAUAUUGGAAUAUGUUACAUAUUUGUGAUGUAGUUCCUUUUAGUUUAAUUUGUUAUUUUCUUGUAAAGAUUCUUCAUAUAGGAUCAUUAUGUCAGCAAUAGACUUAUUUUCGAUACGAGAAAAUUCAUUUCACACAGAUCUGAAGUUUUAAGCAUUUAUUCACCAUCCGUCCUUGUGGCCAUCCACAGAAUAGAAUACAAAAUAUUUAUUGAGAAAAUUCCAUACUGCCUUACAAAACUUUUCUAUGUCAAGUAUAUAAGGUCAAUAAGGUUUUAUUGUUAUUUGUGGAUGUGUGACAUUUAGUCACUUUUUACUGUGCUCUAGAAGGUGAGUGAGAAUGAGUUUAUUUAUUGAACAGUCAUCUGUAUUUUGCAUUUGCUUGAUAAAUUGUUUUAGAAUUUGCAUUUUAUAAAAUAAUGGCUGGACAGUAAGGGUGGACAUUUUCUGCUCUGUUUUCCUGUUUUCUGCCAAAACUCAUUAACACUAAUGACAGCUGUUCAAGGCAUUUUCAACCAUUACCAAUCAGAUGUCUUGACUGUCAGGGAAUCUUCAGUAAAUAGCUUGUAAACAUGGACUAAAUCAAGUUUGUAACUAAACUUUAAAAUUCUGCUGAGAUAACUGCAGAAAGUAAAGAAAGAUUAUCUGUAGGAGAAUGAAGAUACUAAUUUGAUUGACCAAAAAUUUUAUAUUGAGAGAAUUAUUGAAAAAAAUAGUGUCAUAAGUCUGAAAGUAUCUCAGCUAUAGAUUAAGAAUAUGUGAAUAUUUGGCUUGUUGGUACUUAAGCAUUGAUUUAUCUCAAAAUUGUAUUACUUUUUUUUGACAAUAGGAAGCCAGUCUUAUUAUGUUAGAUCAGCGGUUCUCAACCUUUUACUAGUAACGCCCCCCUGACAAACAAAGGUACAUCCGCGCUCCCCCCUUAGCCAGCAAUGUAAGCUAAUUUCACUAAUACCUGGUAUAAGAAACUUUUAAAAAAUGACCACCUUCGCGCCCCCUUGUAAGCAUGUUGCUCCCCCCCCAGGGGGGCGCGCCCCACAGGUUGAGAACUGUGUUAGAUCUAAAAUUAACAUGAAAAAAAUGAUACAGUGUUGAAAAAAAAAUGUUCAGCAAAGCAUUAAAGUCUACACAUCCUCAAAUUCUUCAGCAGGGCUUCUAAUGGGACCAUCAUAUUUCUGUUGUUUUACUGAAAAUGUUUUGUAAUAUUAUAGAUUUAAUUAAAAUGUUGCAGAUUUUAGAUGAAUACAUUGAAGUAUCUAACAAGAAGAACUAUUUUUUAUGCAAGUUUUGCAAGACUUGAAAAGGUGUAAUUAUCCAUGUGAAAUGGGGACCAAUUUCAAAAAUGUUUUUAUUUUAUAUUUGCAUGCACACUGAAACUUAUUCCAGUUGAAUAUUGUAUAUGUUUGCAGUUUUAAUAUUGAACUCUGCUGUCUGUAAAAUGUGCAGUGAUUUUUUUUAAAUAGCGAGGCAUUUCUCAAAUGUUUGUGUCACCUGUGAAAAAUUGCAUCCCUUUGUGUUUGAACCAUAAGCAGUUACUAUAUCAAUCCUCAUAUGCUUUUGCCCCCUAGGAAACUAUCUCCCUUAAUUUCCAUCACCAGAAGAGCUCAAACAUCUUUUAGAACUAUUGUAAUUUACACAGGCAAAUUUUACUUGUGUGUAUUUUACUUCCUGUGAAUACAAGUUUUAUAAAAAGUUAAUUCUGGAUCUUUUUAUAAUUUCUGCUUCACUUUUGUUUUUUCAUACAGUAACAGAACUGGUUUGCAAAUGUCCUUGGUCUGCUAGUGGUGAAAAAAGCACUUUUUACAUCUAAUAAUUGAGUUACGUGUCAAUAGUUAAAUGUCUUCAUAGCACAUUGUAUCAAUAUUACAUUGUUCACUUCUGGGUGGUACAGUACUGUAUAAUACAAGUACUUUCUACAGCUUUAUUUUAAAUACUCAGAGGUGUUUUACACAUUUAACUUUGCACCCACUAAGUGGGAAAGUAUGCUAGAUGUUCUUUAUUGUUAAUAGUGUCCAAAUAUGCCUUCUGUGUGAGAGUAUUACACUUCAAAGGGGAAUGUUCAGUGUCCUCACAUCAAAAAGAGAGAUAACUAGUUAAUAUUUGUACGGGUUUAUUUUUGAACUGUACUACAUAAAAAUGUUAUUUUAGAAGAAUGAUGAAGGUAAUGAAUAAUAAUGUGCUUAAAGGCGAAGUCGUCCCUCCUGAGUGAAGUGAGUGGUAUCGCCCAUGCGAGGGAAGGUAGGAGUACACGCGGUGCGGAAUGCUAGCGGCCAGUCGUCUUCAAUUACACCACCGGGUACUCCUACCUUCCCUCGCACGGGCGAAACCAUUUCAAAACACGCCCACUUCGACUUCGGCCUUUAAGACAUUUUGCUUGAAAGCAUCAUCUUACAGUAAUAAUAAAAAGAAAAUGUUGCCCACAUUAACGGGAGUAUACUCAGCAGCAUACAGUACAGUUGAUUAAACAUCAUCGAAGUAAGUGCACGUAGAAUUAUUUUGUUGAAAUAUUUCUUUGCAAGAAAGAAAUUUUUAGCAAAGUGGUAAUGAACCAUAAAGUAAAAUUGCAAAUUUUUUUAAAUAACAUAUUAAACCUCGAAGAUCUGUUUCCUGGCCAAGACUUUAUUUUUUUGAAAACAUUCUGUAAAUGUUUGAGACUCAUGCAUUCGUUUAGUUAUAAGAAAGUGUUAUAUAUUUCUAACUGCUUCUUCUUCAUUGUGUGUGCUCUUUAGAAGCUAAAUUAAUCAUUGAACAACAGCUAAAUUUUUUUUUUUUUUAAGAUGAAGUUUGGUCAUUACUUUAUGUGGUGUUUUUACAGCAGUUUUCUCCCAUGGUAGAGCCCAUCAUUCUGUAUAAUGGCACAAGUUGGUAAUGAGUCCUACACCAAAAGCAGAUGGGUAGGAAAUUUUUGACUGCAUGUAAGAUAUGCAAGGAAAUAUAGUUCCCAGAGAGAACAUGCACAAACUAUAUAAUUAAAUCUGCUCUUUUAAUAAAAAUUAAAGUAUAUAUUAUAUUCCUCCACAAGCCAGCUUGUGCGCAGUUAUAUAUCGUCACUUAAUUAUCCUUUCAUCUAAUCUUGGAAAUCAUUGUGACUGAUGAUGGUUUGUUUGAUCCACAUGGGUCAUAAGUGGUUUAGCUAAAAUAUACAUGUACACUUUAUUAUGGCUGUAUGGUAAGUUUGAUUCUAGAAUACAUUCUUGCCAACAGUCUGCAUUUCCACCCAGAUCGAGCGUGUUCGUGUUUGUGUUCAGAAUUUUUUGUAUUAUUUGCUACUUUAUUGGGGUUUUUUCCAUGCUGUUUGUAAAUGAACACAAAAACUGAUUUGUGAGGAGACGAUUUUGUAGCAGUUUUAUAUGCUUUGUGUUUUAUGCAGGGGUCUAUUUGUUGCAUGCAUUACAGAAGGCCAGUUUCUCUUAUAGACAUGAUGCACUAAUUUAAGUGAUCCACACUUUUUGUUUUCUUUUGGCCUAGAAGUGUUUCAAUUUUGUAAAUAAGUUGAUUUUCUGAAAAUGUGGAAGUGAGUGAUCAAUUAGCUUAAUGGAUUGCCCUGUGUAUGGCAAAUGGAGUGGCUCUGAGGAAGUGGCAGAACAACUGAAACAUAUAGUGGCUUGCCCUGUAAACAAAUGAUAUGCAUCAAACAUUUUUGAAGUCGUACAAAAGAUUUAAUUAAAGAUGAUUUUUGCUUCCUUUGAGUAAGAUUUGUAUAUGAGAAAAUUUUUAGACUACAAUGCAAGAGCAAGAGAAUAAAAAAAAAUAAGUGCUGAAGGAAAUCUAACAAUUUGAUAAUUAUAUAGUUAUAAGGAACUCAUAUAGGAGACUACCCAGCUUCUUGUUACAAACACUCUAUAUCUUUGUGAGGGAUAUUGACAUUUUUUGCUUCUAGUGUAAUACAAAUCUCAAUUUUAUUAUGCGCUUAUAUACCUGAUCCAUUUACUGGUGAACAGCAUUGUUUUAAAGUACAAUUUUUUAUGCUAGUAUCAAGAUAGAGAUGUUUGAAGUCUUAGUCUUUGUUUACUUAACAAAUUAAUGUUCUUAACAAAUAUGGCUGAUUUUACAUUAUAUUGUUGAGACGCAAGGCUUACCCAAGAUCACAGUUAUUUUUAAUCGAGUGGGCAUACUUAAGGUAUUAAGUGUCCUCAAAAGACUAUGUUGCUAUUUCAAAAAAUUUUAGUAACUGUGAAGUACACUUUUAGUCAAUAAUUUACGCACAAAACAGCUGUUCUCACAUAACAUUUUUUAUUUGCUUUAUUCUUUAAUUAUAUCCAAUGCUGGAAAUGUUUUACUGUCAAGAAAAAUGAAAAAUAUACUUUCAGAUCUAAGCAUGCUACUUUAGAUAAGCAGACAUUGCAGCUGAGCACAUUGCUAUUGUCAUCAUCAGUUUCAAACUUAUUAUUUGUGUUUGAUGAAAAAUAAUUAUUAAUGUCAUCUUUAUAUGAUAUUAUAACAUCGUUUUCAUCUUCAGUCUAGAGUUUAAGAGGCAUUCGAAUCUCAUCUCAGAACUGGAAAUAAUGAGAGCUUAUUUCUUGAUUUAUGCCUUUUUUGGUGGGUGAGGGGAGGGAGGAUUUUUAGCAGGAAGUAUUUUUAAGGGAUACAAGUCUAUAGAAAGUAGCUUUUUAAUAAAAUAAAUUAUUGAAAUUGUCUCAAAAAUUUUGUUAUGCUCUAACCUGUCAGAAAUAGUGCUGUCAUAAUGAUUAUGUUAACAGAUGGUAAUUCCCCAAAUCUGAGAAAAACAGUUCUGUUCUCAAACCUUUAAACAUUACAGUUCUCACUUGGAUUGGAUUUUGCAAGGCCAAGACCUUAUCUCCUGCACUGUCACAAAUAUCACUUUGGUAAUUAAAUAAAUCCUCAUUCGUAUAUGCUUGAAAAUCUCCCAAUCGUAAGAUGGCUGUAUUUCAUUCAAACAGGAAAUUGUCCAGAUAUGAGCUUAUUGUGGGCCUGCAAAAUAUUGAAGAAAUAAUGUUUUGAUGCUGUAAUUUACAAGAAAAAGUAAUUAUUGUGCUUCAGCAUUUUAAAGAAGAUCAUAGCUAGGAUAAAUUCUGUGAGAAAAAUGGUCAUUUGGUAAGAGGACUAAUAGAAUAAUUAAGUGUGCUGCAACCUAAUAAAAGUGAAUUUCUUGAGCUCAAGAAAUUCACAAUAUUGUGCCAUUUAUGUAGAUUGUAUUUUUCAGCUGACUUGUGAAAUAGGAAACAAGCUAGGGCUCCAGUUAUCAAUCACAGUUUGUUCACUGCCUGUUAACAGUGUUAGAACGCUGCAAUAAAAUUUUGAUUUGCUUGUUUACCAAGGCAUUUUCCAUAUUUGAGUGUUCAAGCACUGAUUCAUCUUUUCUUGAAAUAAGGUGCUAAGUUGAUGUGUUUUGAUACAAAAAAAAAACCCAUUAAAUUAUUUUACCUGUUGGGAUGUUAUUAGAAUUGGUUAUGCUGAUGAUAUCUUUCAUGUGAACAUGUGAGAAAGUUGCUGAAAUAAUCUUUCUUUCAGCCUAAAUUUUAUUCUCAUAAUUUUGCUUACAUAAAAUUUAUCUUAAUUAGAAGUUAUUUGGAAAGUGACACACUACGAUGCAAGUGUCUAGUAUCCAGAGUUAAUAAAAAUGAUUUUUGUGGGGAGCUGGAAUAGCAGCAAGAAAGACUGACAGAACAAAACAUCUUAAAUGUACAGAUUUAAUGAUACAAAUAGAUGCAUAGGUAAUACUUCACCUUUAUCAACACACAAAGAAUUCAUGCAGCUCUGUAGAGGACAAAAGUGUGACACAUCAGUAUAUCAUCUUAGCACAUUUAAUAUUUCAGCAGCAUUUUUCGAGUGUAAUAUUAGUUUCAGGAGAAAUAAAAGAGAACACUGUAGAAAUUUAUAACCUGGGAAAAAACUCGAACUGUCUUUAGGUGAUUAUGUAAUAUUGUAGUUCACCAAUAGCAUCAUCAUAUGUAUUGUCUGCUAGAGCAAUUUCCUGGGGCUGGGUGUAGAGUAGUCACAAGCUGAAUGAUUAACACAGCUAUCAGUUAAAAUGCUUUGAAAAUAUUAGCAGUUGAGCUGAUUCCUAGGUUAGUGCCAUCCAGCUAGUGAUUACCAGCCUACUGUUCACUUGCCUGAGGGUGGCAUAAGUGGUACUUUUUUGUGGUGAUAUUAAUUGCUGUUAUGUUGCUGUAAAAUCUGUUGGUUCUCAUACAUUUUUAGGGGAAUCUAUCUUAAAAAUAUUUAACCAAAUCAUGUUAACCUUCAGUAAAUUAUUAUAGGGUUGCUUAAACUAAUAGCUGUUUUUAUUUCACUGUCAGUGACUUAAAACUGAAUUUUAGAAAAUGUCUAAUAGUUCAGUUUCUUGUGUAUAACUAACUUUGAGCAGCAUGAAGUUUCAGAUCAUGUAUGGACUGGAAAAUAAACAUGUAUACAUUUUUUAA
Pomacea canaliculata is the source of this 9467-nucleotide messenger RNA. Its product is annotated as cyclin-dependent kinase 6-like. The record is from RefSeq and is a predicted model, not a curated record. Gene Ontology annotation, cellular component: nucleus; cyclin-dependent protein kinase holoenzyme complex; cytoplasm. Gene Ontology annotation, molecular function: cyclin-dependent protein serine/threonine kinase activity; cyclin binding; ATP binding. Gene Ontology annotation, biological process: signal transduction; G1/S transition of mitotic cell cycle; regulation of G2/M transition of mitotic cell cycle. NCBI's taxonomy places the organism in Eukaryota, Metazoa, Mollusca, Gastropoda, Architaenioglossa, Ampullariidae. Bases 391 to 1449 code for a protein of 352 amino acids. The transcript has 7 exons.